AUGCCCCCAGUCCAUCGCACCGUGUAUCCUCCCUGUGAGGGUUGCGAAGGCUAUCCGCCUCCAGGGAAUAGCUUCCCCCGCUGCUCUGGCUGCCACACCACGCCGUUCUGCUCAGCCCAAUGCCAGAGCGCCGCCUGGAAGUCGCACAAGGGAAUCUGCAAGCAGAUGAUGCAAGCCGAUCAUUCUCCUGCAGCCGCUCUCGAGCGUAGGCAAUGGGGGCAUUGGCGGGUGGAACAUAACGACAGUCUCGGUAUUGCAUGCUCACACGCCGUCCGUGAGUUAUGCCAUGGAGAUCCCUCUCGGAUAGAGAGUUAUGACUGGGAUAAGACUCUCAUCGGCAUUCACGUCGUGUCUAAUGCCUACCAGAGGCACCUCCCACGUUCACAGUCGAUCCACCCCGUCAGUAUCGAGGCGCUGAAGCGGGAGAGGUACCUGCCUGUGGACCUCGACGAUUAUUGUAAGCGACGUGUAAGUGCUCAAGCCGAAUGGGUGGCCGAUGCACGCAGCAAGGGCGAAGAGGAACCGUUGGCGAUGGUCAUCGUCAUGCUCGACUGUGUCGAUACCAUCUCCUUCUCGCUCCUGUGUCAUCCGAUCUUCAAAUCGUUCAUGACGAGGACCGCUUCUCUGCCGAUGGAUGCGUUCGGGUGGAGGCAGACGUUUGCCCAGCUACUAUUCAACGGGCACUGUGCAGUAGAAUUGAGGAGGGGGGAGUCUACCAGACGGGGUGUCAUAACAGAUUCCUGGGACCCAGCCACCCGUCGUUUCCACGCUAGGGAGGUGAACGGCAGUGAGCUGGAGAGGGCUGGCUAUGCGCCACAAACUUACGGUGUGGUUCACGCACCCCUAUCUCAUGGCGCCAAGGUAAAAUUUGACGCGUCGCUUAUACAACUUGACGAGGCCGGGGAGUGGACGUGGGCAUUCAGUUAUGGGCAUUGA
Molecule: messenger RNA, 936 nt
Organism: Stereum hirsutum FP-91666 SS1
Lineage: Eukaryota; Fungi; Basidiomycota; Agaricomycetes; Russulales; Stereaceae
Exons: 5
Coding region: 1-936 (311 amino acids)
Source: RefSeq, a predicted model, not a curated record